This is a messenger RNA of Telopea speciosissima, 396 nucleotides long. RefSeq names its product RING-box protein 1a-like. The transcript has a single exon. Gene Ontology annotation, biological process: protein ubiquitination; ubiquitin-dependent protein catabolic process. The record is from RefSeq and is a predicted model, not a curated record. NCBI's taxonomy places the organism in Eukaryota, Viridiplantae, Streptophyta, Magnoliopsida, Proteales, Proteaceae. The coding region runs from base 14 to 370 and encodes 118 amino acids. Gene Ontology annotation, molecular function: ubiquitin protein ligase activity; zinc ion binding; cullin family protein binding. Gene Ontology annotation, cellular component: nucleus; cullin-RING ubiquitin ligase complex.
UGGUGGUGCAAACAUGGUGUCUUUGGACACCGAUAUUAACAUGGUUCCCGUCGGCGAGGGUUCGAGCGGCGCCGGUCCUUCAUCUUCAAUAAAGAAACGUAAACGAUUCGAGAUUAAGAAGUGGAAUGCCGUAGCCCUUUGGGCUUGGGAUAUUGUGGUGGAUAAUUGUGCAAUUUGCAGGAAUCAUAUCAUGGAUCUUUGUAUAGAGUGUCAAGCUAAUCAAGCUAGCGCGACCAGUGAGGAGUGCAUGGUAGCUUGGGGUGUGUGCAACCAUGCGUUUCACUUCCACAGUAUCAGUCGAUGGCUUAAGACCCGACAAGUGUGUCCCUUAGAUAACAAUGAGUGGGAGUUCCAAAAGUAUGGCCACUAGAGUUGGAAUGGUGCUAUGGGACUUAA